AUGAAGUUGCUUUCGGUGUCACAAGAUGCCACAAAAGUUUUAAAACGAGUAAAGAAAAAAAAAGUUAGACCACGAAGAUUUUGGACAAGGCCGGGACGAACAAGUGCUUGGUGGGACAACUUUGCCAGUGAAAUAAUCGUAGCAGAGGAAUGGAGGGAGAACUUUAGGAUGAGCAGAGAAUCGAUCAACUCUUUGGCGGAAGAAUUAAGACCAUACAUCGAAGGGAAAAACACUAUAAUGAGGAAAUCAGUCGACGUUGUGAAGCAAGUAGCCGUCACAUUAUAUUAUUUGAGCGACGAGGGUCGUAUGCGGAAAACAGCUAACGCUUUUGGGCUUUCACGGCAAUCUGUGUCAAAAAUCGUCCGGAAAGUGUGUAAAGCCAUAACAAUUUAUCUUGGUCCAAAAUAUAUUAAACUUCCAAGGACUGAGGAAGAAGUAAAUUGUCUGGUAAAAAAGUUCCAUAGAGCGCACGGUUUCCCUCAAUGUUUGGGAGCAAUUGAUGGAACCCACAUAGAAAUUAGGCAGCCUAAUGCAAACUCAACAGAUUACAUCAAUCGUAAGGGUCGUUAUAGCCUUAAUGUUGAAGCUGCUUGUGAUUAUAAUUAUUGUUUCAUGGAUGUUGUUGUCAAAUGGCCCGGGAGUAGUGGAAAAAUUCCACCGUGCAAACGUACAAUCCUUCCUGAUGAGGAUCCUGUGCCUGUAUUCAUUCUGGGAGAUCCUGCAUAUCCACUUAUGCCGUAUGUUAUGAAGGAGUAUUCAAAUGGUGGGUCAACUGUGCAAGAACAAUACUUCGGUUUGACCUUGUGCAAGGCUCGCAUGGUAAUUGAAUGUCCAUUUGGCCGCGUUAAAGCUAGAUUUGGAGCUUUAAAGAGAGCAAUGGAUAUAAAUAUGGAUGAGCUACCAUGUGUCAUUUAUGCAUGUUUUGUGCUUCAUAAUUACUGUGAGAUAAACAAUGAAAAGAUUGGAGAAGAAAAGGUUUCCUCUGCCAUUGAUUACGAUAGAGAGUUUCAACCAGCUGUUGUUACUAACAAUUUCACCACUGAUUGCAAUGAAAGUGAGGACCAGCUAGGGAAAAUCCUACCACAGUUGCUUCAAAUAGAGCAAGGAUUGGUAAAUUGUGGAAUAUUGAAGUAUAUCAAGUUAAAUCCUGACUUAUGGAGAGUGCUGUUUGUGUGUGGAAAUAUAUUUCAAGUAUCAGCUGAUUAUAUAUUGGAUCAAAUACAAGUGGAUUUCAGUUCAUCACAACUUGAAAAGGAGAAGGAAUUCGACACUUUCAAAUAUUUUGCUGAUGUAUUGGAAGCAAUUGACAGUGGAAGUAAUUAUGGUGAACUUGUUUUCAAUUAA
Molecule: messenger RNA, 1344 nt
Organism: Xenia sp. Carnegie-2017
Lineage: Eukaryota; Metazoa; Cnidaria; Anthozoa; Malacalcyonacea; Xeniidae
Product: putative nuclease HARBI1
Exons: 3
Coding region: 1-1344 (447 amino acids)
Source: RefSeq, a predicted model, not a curated record